UCGAUGAUCACUCAGACAUAGUCGAUGAUCACUCAGACAUAGUCGAUGAUCACUCAGAAUUAGUCGAUGAUCACUCAGACAUAGUCGAUGAUUACUCAGACAUAGUCGAUGAUCACUCUGACAUAGUCGAUGAUCACUCAGAAUUAGUCGAUGAUCACUUAGACAUAGUCGAUGAUUACUCUGACAUAGUCGAUGAUCACUCAGACAUAGUCGAUGAUCACUCAGACAUAGUCGAUGAUCACUCAGACAUAGUCAGUGAUCACUCAUAUAUAGUCGAUGAUCACUCAGACAUAGUCGAUGAUCACUCUGACAUAGUCGAUGAUCACUUAGACAUAGUCAAUGAUCACUUAGACAUAGUCAAUGAUCAAUAA
Messenger RNA from Candidula unifasciata, 371 nucleotides. NCBI's taxonomy places the organism in Eukaryota, Metazoa, Mollusca, Gastropoda, Stylommatophora, Geomitridae. The record is from the annotation of a GenBank genome assembly.